Schistosoma turkestanicum is the source of this 927-nucleotide messenger RNA. Lineage: Eukaryota; Metazoa; Platyhelminthes; Trematoda; Strigeidida; Schistosomatidae. The record is from the annotation of a GenBank genome assembly.
UUGUAAAUAACGGUGCUGGACGUUGAUUAUUACUAAUAGAAACUUCGGUUUGGUAAAGGUAGAUUUUCCAUGCGCCAAACUCGUGACUUCUUGGAGCUUAAGGCUUUCAUCCAACGCUGUCGACGAACCGAUCUUGAUAAACUUAUAAAAUUUACUAAUCUUCCUCGUGGAGGCCUCAAACAAGAUAUCCAGUUGAGACUUAUUUCCUACUUGGAUCAGGACCCUUCGACAGAAUUUCUUUCUGCACUUCGUGAGUUGAAGGAGCUAAUGUACAGUCCUGUCAAUUUGCAGUCUCAACAAUCGAAUGGAUAUUCGAACGCAUCCUGUCCUUCAAGCGAAGUUCCAGCUUCUCUUAUGUAUUUAAGUGGCUCUACCAUUCGUUCUCCGACAGAAUCGUCAAAUAAUAACACAGGAUUGAAUCCAUGUUUGAAAGUUACGGAAGUAAGCAGUGCUUCAGAACAAGACCAGUUGCGUCACAACCCCUACAUUGUACAACCGAAUAUGAGUGUUUUUGGACCCACCUCUCUAGAUGGAUUAAAUUCAACAAAAAGUGGGCAACAACAAUCUCUGCAAAAAGAUUCAUCCACUCAACUCCCACAGAGCUCAAUGUCUUCAGGGAAUCUUACGAUUAACUCAUCAGUUUGGACAGCUUGGGACUCUGUUAAUCAAUCGUUAUCUCAAAAUCGUGUAACGACAUCUCAGUCUUGCAUAUCAGGGAAGUUUCAAAAUUUGAGCAAUCCUAAUCAAACCUAUGGUACCUCCUUUCUUCCUAUUCCAUCCAAUUCAAGUAUGUCAGAUGGGCAUUCAAAAAUGCAUGUGCAGUCUGAAUAUCCUCAAAAUUCAAUCCCUACAUCCUGCAUAGACUCAAAAAGAGCUACUGUCGCACACAAGAUAGGUCCACUUAUAACAUUGGCUGGAGCGUGUUAA